AAUCCAUCGUGGCUACGCUAGAUCUCGCUCUACAGCCACCUAGUCUCACCAUGGAGGAUGCUACUAGUGGGCCUGACCCUUUCUCGGCCUCCCCAUCGCAGUCUGGAGCCAACACACCUCAACGAGCGGAAUCUUCCGCUCCUUCAACAACGUCAUCACCACCACCGCGCGCUUCGACCUCUUCACCCAUCCCUACAGUCGUUACAAGACGUCUGAGUACUACCAAUUCACACUUCUCAGCAGCAUCUGGAUCACCACCUCCGACCCAUCGAGCCAGCUUUCCAGAUCCAAGCAAGGAGCCUAAACGCGGUUCGUCGAGAUUGAGCGGACCACCGGCGAAGGAGGGCUUCUGUUGCGAACGAGACAAGGAAAUUGCCAAGGGGGAAGAUGUCAGCAUCAUUGAUGCUUUCAAAACGACAGAGGGAGGUACAGCGACCUAUAUCACCUAUGUAAUCCGUCUAGGCUCGCAUACGACGCGAAGGCGAUAUUCCGCAUUUUUGUCCUUGCACCAGGCUCUGACUGGCCUCUAUCCUGUCCUCAUUAUCCCUCCAAUUCCUUCGAAGCAGUCUAUCGCCGACUAUGCUGUAAAAGGUCAGACAAAGGCAAAGGAAGAUGCGACCGUCAUUGCCAGACGUAAACGGCUGCUCGAGGACUUCCUCCGACGCCUUAUCAGACAUCCAAUCCUGGGCGGGGAGCACGUGUUGCAUAGAUUCCUUGAAGACGGUGUGAGCUGGUCUGAAGUAUUGCAUUCUCCACCCAUCUCUCUCUUACCCAAAAGUCCUCUCCAUGCCCCUUCCCAUAAUCCCACUUUCCAAGGCUCAGAUCAGUCCCCGUCGUCCUCGCCUCAAUCUUCAACUGCUCCGACGUAUAUCGCCCAUCAUCUGAUCCCGACGCCAUCGCCUAAUCAUCCACUGAAGCACCCGGAUACCCGUUUCAUGGAUUCUGAAAUCUUUACGGAGAAAUUUCAGGCGCAUUUCUCUGGCACCAUGGAAAAGGUCAAUCGACGCACUGUCAAGCGCUGGGGAGAACGAGCAGGGGAUUUGAGUGAGCUUGGGGCGGUGUGGAAUGGCUUCAGUCUUGUGGAAUCUGGCAAGCUAGGCGAGGCGGUAGAGAAAGUCGGACAAGCGGUUGACUCGGAAUAUCUUGCCACGGCUGCGCUGCUUCAAGCAUGGGAGCAAACGACGACUGAGCCAUUGCAUAUCUAUGCCCAGUUCGCUUCACUCAUACGAUCGCGCCUCGCAUUCAGACAUCAAAAGCAUGUCCAAUUCGAGCUGGUCCAAGAUGCGCUCGAGAACCAGAAAGACAAGCUAGACGUUCUUGAAAAUGCGGAAAAGGAGGCGAGAAGGCUCAAUGAUGCUCUAGAGAGAGGAGGAAGUCGUCUGCUUGGUCAGGCCGUGGAUGGGGUCAGCUCGGACGAGAACGCCGAACAGCUGAGAGAACGGGCAUUGGAGCGGGAGCGCGAGCGGGAAAGGGAUCGUGAACGACAGGAACGUAUAGCGAGAGGCUCGAGGAAGAGCGGAAGCAGCUUUGGACUCUUAAAUGCUGUCAAGCACAGUUUGAGUGGCAUGAUGGAUGUGGAUCCGGAGGCGACUAGGAGGGCAAAUAUCGCCAAGACGAGGGAUAAUAUCUCACAGCUUGAGGAUUCUCUGCAAGCUUCUGCACAAGACCUCAAAUACGCCUCCACGACUUUGCAAGCGGAUCUCGAUCGCUUUCAGCGUCAAAAAGUGGCAGAUCUGCGUCAGCUCACCAUCCAGCUCAGCAAGGUGCAUCACGAAUGGUGUCGUCAAAAUCUCGAGGCGUGGCAAGCUGCUCAAGCGGCUAUUCGGGAGGUUGAACCUCAUCCGAGUCGACCACCAGCGCCGGAACAGCCGGAACUUCCGCCUAAAUCUGACAACGUCGGAACCAGUCUAGCUAUGGGAGGUCUCCAGAGUGAACUUGACAGGAUAGAAGCGAGCAACAAACCGCUACCCUUGCCAGAAGGCGAAGGUAUACUAGAUGCAAACGAGGAUACCGGUGUAAGACAGGCGUCGAGCGGUGAAGCGCCUGGGCCUUUGUAGUCGUAGUUGAAUGUAGUCUUGAUUGUGCAGUCGUGGCCUCAAGGGAGACAGGAAGCGGACCCCCCGUUUCAAGA
Kockovaella imperatae is the source of this 2131-nucleotide messenger RNA. RefSeq lists its product as hypothetical. Gene Ontology annotation, molecular function: phosphatidylinositol binding. Lineage: Eukaryota; Fungi; Basidiomycota; Tremellomycetes; Tremellales; Cuniculitremaceae. The coding region runs from base 51 to 2057 and encodes 668 amino acids. The record is from RefSeq and is a predicted model, not a curated record. The transcript has 6 exons. Gene Ontology annotation, biological process: retrograde transport, endosome to Golgi.